CCCAUUUAUUGGUACGGUGUUUUUUCCCAGGGACACGCGAGUCAGCUGUGUGGUGUCACACUGAAAGCGUUCCGCGGCCAGGGGUUAGUUAGGAACACUGCGGUUGUCAACGUUUCAUAAUUGAAUGUUGUGUUUGUGUAACAUUAAAUAUACAGUGGCGUGUUUUUGAUGCUUCUGUUUACAGAGUGACUGUUUGAGUUCGCCUGUGUGAAUGCAGAUGCUCUCCAUGUAGUGUGUUCCUUCCCCUCGAGGCUGUCUUCAGCUUCUGUGGCUGACAGCAGAGCAGGAUGUCAGACAGUGGGAACCAGUCCUGUUGGAUGGGAGCAGAGGACACCGUCUCCUUCCUGGUGUGUGUGUUUCAUGCAUGGGAGGAAUGGGCAGGCCUUGGGCAGUUGGAGGACUAUCUGAGUGUUUUGGAGUACCUGCUGUGGGUCUUCACCCCUCUGGCCGUUGUCUUCAUCCUGCCCUUCCUCCUCGUCAUCCUCAUUUACCUCUCUAUACUCUUCCUUCAUGUCUACAAGAGGAAGAAUCAGCUGAGGGAAGCUUACUGCAACAACCUGUGGGAUGGAGCCAGGAAGACCCUGGCGACUCUGUGGGACGGACACGGAGCCAUUUGGCACGGUUAUGAGAUCCAUGGGAUGGAGAAGAUCCCCGACCAAGGUCCAGCACUGAUAGUGUACUACCACGGAGCCAUUCCCAUUGACUACUAUUACUUCCUGGCCAAUGUUAUCAUCCAGAAGGGACGGCCCUGUCACUCUGUAGCUGACUACUUCCUCUUUAAGAUCCCAGGUUUUAAGUUGCUGUUGGAGGUGUUCAGUGUGAUCCACGGUCCUCAGGAAGAGUGCGUGCGGGCUCUGAGGAGUGGUCACCUGUUGGGGAUUUCUCCGGGAGGAGUGCGCGAGGCUCUGUUCAGCGAUGAGACCUACCCUCUCCUCUGGGGCAAACGCAAAGGCUUCGCCCAGGUCGCCAUUGACGCUCAAGUGCCAAUAAUUCCAAUGUUUACUCAGAAUCUGCGGGAAGGCUUCAGAUCCCUGGGAACACUCAGAUUUUUCCGCUGGCUGUACGAGAGGUUUCGCCUCCCUGUAGCUCCUGUUUAUGGUGGAUUUCCUGUGAAGUUCCGCACCUUCCUUGGUGAUCCCAUCCCGUAUGACCCCAACAUAAACGCUGCAGAGCUGGCAGAGAAGGUGCAGCAGGCAGUUCAGGCUCUGAUAGACCAGCACCAGCAGAUCCCGGGGAACAUCCUGAGAGCCUUGUUGGAGAGAUUUUACACCAAACACAAAGACCACUAACACAGCAGCCGUUCAGCAACAGAGACAGACAACCCAGUGUGGGAUAAAACAACGCGUCCCAUUGGCUCAGAUGGCUGCAGUGUGCACAGGUUUGGUGGCCCAACAUGUUGGAACAUUUGCACAGCUUUCUUCACCGCUUCCAAACAACCACCGACUGCAGCUGCUGAGCUCCGUUUUACAUACGUGUUGCAUGUUUCUGUUUUUUUUUCCAUGCGUGCAUUGACCCCCUUUUUCAUCCAAUGAACUCUUGAAAGCUAUACUUCCUGAAGUUGUGAUAUUGGACUCGACAAUAAUCACACCU
Messenger RNA from Etheostoma cragini (Arkansas darter), 1590 nucleotides. It is a transcript of the gene tmem68, whose product is annotated as transmembrane protein 68. Gene Ontology annotation, molecular function: acyltransferase activity. NCBI's taxonomy places the organism in Eukaryota, Metazoa, Chordata, Actinopteri, Perciformes, Percidae. Gene Ontology annotation, cellular component: membrane. The record is from RefSeq and is a predicted model, not a curated record. Bases 288 to 1289 code for a protein of 333 amino acids. The transcript is spliced from 9 exons.